Penicillium atrosanguineum is the source of this 843-nucleotide messenger RNA. Its product is annotated as putative thiol methyltransferase. Bases 1 to 843 code for a protein of 280 amino acids. The transcript is spliced from 2 exons. Lineage: Eukaryota; Fungi; Ascomycota; Eurotiomycetes; Eurotiales; Aspergillaceae. The record is from RefSeq and is a predicted model, not a curated record. Gene Ontology annotation, molecular function: S-adenosylmethionine-dependent methyltransferase activity.
AUGGCAAAUAACGUCGAUAUCAAAGACGUCCAGGCCACUCUGGCCCAGUACCAGGGCGACAAAUACGUCGACGGCUGGGCCUCACUCUGGGAUAAAGGCGGCAAGUUGCCCUGGGACAAGGGCUUCCCCAACCCCGCAUUGGAGGAUCUGCUGGUCCAGCAGCGAGGUACUAUCGGCGGGCCCAUCGCCCUGGAUGCACAGGGCCAACCGCACAGACGAAAGGCCCUGGUCCCCGGCUGUGGCAGGGGAGUCGAUGUACUCUUGCUUGCUAGCUUCGGCUACGAUGCCUAUGGUCUUGAAUACAGUGCUUCUGCCGUCGAUGAAUGCAAAAAAGAAGAAGCAGAGAACCGCAACAGCUAUCAUGUGCGCGAUGAGACGGUCGGGCGCGGAAAAGUUAUGUUUGUGCAAGGUGAUUUCUUCGAUAAUGCCUGGCUUCAAACCAUGGGGGUUUCUUUGAAUGGAUUUGAUAUCAUCUAUGACUAUACGUUCUUUUGUGCUCUGGACCCGGCACUCCGCCCUAAGUGGGCGCUUCGACACGUUCAAUUACUGGCUCCGUCUCCGUUAGGUAACUUGAUUUGUCUAGAGUUCCCCCGUCAUAAAGACCCCCUAGCUCCAGGUCCCCCUUACCCUUCCUCCUCAGAGGCCUAUAUGGAGCACCUGAGUCACCCAGGGGAGGAGAUUCCUUACAAUGAGGGUAUUGUGAAGCAUGAGCCUCUGAGAGGACCGAGCAAGGCCGGCCUAGAAAGAGUAGCGUACUGGACACCCAAACGAACCCACGAAAUAGGCCAAGGCGAGAACGGAGUGGUCCAUGACAGAGUCUCCAUUUGGCGUCGACGUGACUAG